Messenger RNA from Penicillium brevicompactum, 3396 nucleotides. RefSeq names its product HMG-CoA reductase (gene hmg1). Bases 1 to 3396 code for a protein of 1131 amino acids. Lineage: Eukaryota; Fungi; Ascomycota; Eurotiomycetes; Eurotiales; Aspergillaceae. The transcript is spliced from 3 exons. Gene Ontology annotation, cellular component: endoplasmic reticulum membrane; peroxisomal membrane. Gene Ontology annotation, molecular function: hydroxymethylglutaryl-CoA reductase (NADPH) activity; protein binding. The record is from RefSeq and is a predicted model, not a curated record. Gene Ontology annotation, biological process: coenzyme A metabolic process; ergosterol biosynthetic process; isoprenoid biosynthetic process.
AUGGCUACCACGUUUAUUUCCAAGCAGCUUCGCUCAAAGGAGGAGGUUCAAGAGUCUCAACCAAGCUGGCUCCGCCGUCAGGUCGUCUCCGGCCUCCAGUCCAUCUCUCGCCGUGCCUGCGUGCAUCCGAUCCACACCCUCGUGGUGAUCGCCAUUCUCGCUAGCACAACUUAUGUGGGUCUUCUAGAAGGCAGCCUGCUGGACACAAGCAGGGAUAGCCAAAGUGUUGCUGGACAAGUGGACACGGAUGCCCUUCUCCAGGGAAGUCGCAACCUGCGACUCGGCGAAUCCACCUCGUGGAAGUGGCAGGCGGAGGACAUCUGGACUGACUCGGAGACCGAGAAGCCCGCCGCUCAGCACCUGGCCCUGGCUACCCUGAUCUUCCCGGACUCUACUUCCAACUCUGUUUCCACAGCCCCCGCAGCUGAUGAUGUCCCUGUUCCCGCCAAUGUCUCCGCCAAAUCUGUUCCCUACACCCCGAACCUGUUCUCUCAGUUCACCUCGGACUCCUCUCUGGCGUACACUGUGCCCUUUGAGCAGGUUUCUGAACUCUUGAAGGCUGUGCAGGAGAUCCCCAACUCUUCCCCGGAAGAGGAGGAGGAGGAAUCCAAGAUGUGGAUCAUGAGAGCUGCUCGUGGCCCUGCCUACGGUUCGCGCCGAGCUGUCAAGCUCUGGUUUGCGGAUGCCUGGAACUCGUUCGUGGAUCUGAUCAAGCAUGCGGAGACCAUUGACAUUGUGAUCAUGGCCCUUGGAUACCUCUCUAUGCACCUGAGCUUUGUCUCUCUGUUCUUCUCAAUGCGCCGAUUGGGCUCUAACUUUUGGCUUGCGGCUACUGUGCUCCUAUCGGGGGCCUUUGCGUUCCUGUUCGGCUUGCACGUGACCACCAAGCUCGGCGUGCCGAUCAACCUGCUUCUGCUCUCCGAGGGUCUUCCCUUCUUGGUUGUGACGAUUGGCUUUGAGAAGCCGAUCAUGUUGACCCGGGCUGUCCUGAAGGCGUCCGUUGAUGGCCGCCGACCCGGUCCCGGUGCUGCUCCUCGUCCCCUUGCCUCAAGCGCCCCCAGAUCUAUCCAGGACUCUAUCACUGCUGCCAUCAAAGAUCAAGGUUUCGAGAUCGUCCAGCACUACUGCAUUGAGAUUGGUCUGCUCGCUUUGGGUGCGGCUUCUGGCGUUCAAGGUGGCCUCCAGCAGUUCUGUUUCCUUGCUGCCCUGAUUCUGUUCUUUGACUGUGUCCUUCUCUUUACCUUCUACACCACUAUCCUUUGCAUCAAGCUUGAGAUCACCCGCAUCAAGCGUCACGUGGCGCUGCGCAAGGCCCUGGAAGAAGAUGGAAUCAACCGCAGCGUUGCUGAGAAUGUCGCUUCGAGCAACGAUUGGCCUAGCGCGGGUUCUGGCAGCAACGAAGCGGACACCAGCAUCUUUGGACGUAAGAUCAAGUCUAGCAACGUCCGUCGUUUCAAGAUCCUCAUGGUCGGUGGUCUGAUCCUGAUCAAUGUGGUGAACAUGUCAGCUAUUCCUUUCCGGAACACUGGUAACAGUGGCCUGCUCUCCCGAUUCUCCAGUGUCCUUGCCCCUACCCCCAUCGAUCCCUUCAAGGUUGCGGAGAACGGCUUGGAUGCCGUUUACGUGGCAGCCAAGAGCCAGAAGCAAGAGACCGUGGUUACAAUUCUCUCUCCCAUCAAGUACAAGUUGGAGUACCCCUCUGUACACUACGCUGCUCCCCUCGAGUCUGGUUCCUUUGACAUCGAAUACUCGGAUCAAUUCUUGGAUGCCGUUGGUGGCAAGGUUCUCGAAAGUCUGCUCAAGAGCGUGGAAGACCCCUUCAUCAGCAAGUGGAUUAUUGCUGCUCUGACUCUGAGCAUUAUUCUCAAUGGUUAUCUGUUCAAUGCUGCUCGCUGGAGUAUCAAGGAACCCGAGGCUGCCCCCGCACCUCCCGUGGAACCUGUUGCGGCCCCCAAGGUUUACCCCAAGUUUGAGCCCAAUGAGGGCGAGUCCAACCGAACCCGCGAAGAGUGCGAGGCGCUGCUCAAGGCCAAGCAGGCUCCUAUGCUUAACGACGAGGAGUUGAUUGAUCUCUCUCUCCGCGGAAAGCUCCCUGGCUACGCUCUGGAGAAGUCUAUGGAAGAUGAGAACCUCAUGAGCCGUGUCGAUGCCUUCACUCGAGCUGUUAAGAUUCGCCGAUCCGUCGUCGCCCGUACUCCCAUUACCACUGCUAUCACUGCUACAUUGGAGGAAUCCAAGCUUCCCUACAAGGACUACAACUAUGGUCUCGUUCACGGUGCCUGUUGUGAGAACGUUAUCGGUUAUCUGCCCCUUCCUCUUGGUGUCGCUGGUCCCAUCAACAUCGAUGGACAGAUGUACUUCAUCCCCAUGGCCACUACUGAAGGUGUUCUGGUGGCUAGUACCAGCCGUGGCUCCAAGGCCAUCAACGCCGGUGGGGGUGCUGUGACCGUCCUGACUGGAGAUGGUAUGACACGUGGACCUUGCGUCACCUUCCCAACUCUCGCUCGUGCUGCCGCUGCCAAGGUUUGGAUCGAUUCCGAAGAAGGCCGUAGCAUCAUCACUGCUGCUUUCAACUCCACCAGUCGUUUUGCCCGCCUCCAGAGCCUCAAGACUGCUCUCGCCGGAACCUAUCUUUACAUCCGUUUCAAGACCACCACUGGUGAUGCCAUGGGUAUGAACAUGAUCUCCAAGGGAUGUGAGAAGGCGAUGGACGUCAUGUCCAAGGAGUGUGGCUUCGACGACAUGGACAUUAUCUCUCUUUCCGGUAACUUCUGCACGGACAAGAAGUCUGCUGCUAUCAACUGGACCGACGGUCGCGGUAAGUCCGUUGUUGCGGAAGCCAUUAUUCCCGGUGAUAUCGUCAAGAGUGUGCUCAAGAGUGAUGUCAACGCACUUGUCGAGCUCAACAUCAGCAAGAACUUGAUCGGUAGUGCCAUGGCAGGUAGCUUGGGUGGUUUCAACGCUCACGCCUCCAACAUCGUGUCCGCUAUUUUCCUGGCCACCGGUCAAGAUCCCGCCCAGAACGUUGAGAGCAGCAGUUGUAUUACAACUAUGAAGAACAACAACGGUAAUCUACAAAUUGCCGUGUCCAUGCCCUCCAUCGAAGUCGGCACUAUUGGCGGAGGUACCAUCCUCGAAGCCCAAGGUGCCAUGCUGGACCUCCUGGGAGUCCGCGGAUCUCACCCCACCACCCCUGGUGAGAACGCUCGCCAACUCGCCCGCAUCAUUGCCGCCGCCGUUCUCGCGGGUGAGCUCAGUCUGUGCGCCGCCCUUGCGGCCGGUCACCUUGUCAAGGCCCACAUGGCGCACAACCGCAGUGCGGCGCCGACACGGUCCUCAACCCCGGUCUCCUCGGCCGUUGGUGCUGCGCGCGGCCUUUCCAUGACCUCUAAAUAA